CGGAGUCCGCGGGGAAAACGAAACCGAGAGCCGGCCGCCCGGACCCGGCCGAGCUCCUGCGGACAGCGGCUGCGCGGGAGAGCGGCGAGCGGGCGGCAGCCGGGACAGCCGAGGCGCGCGCCGCCCGAGUCCCCAGCCCGAGACUGGGCUCCGGCCAGAGGCCCCUGACGCCUGCGCCGCCGCCGCGGGAGCGCUGUCCGAGGCCCGCGGAGCCCUUGCGGCAUCUGGGCAAGGGAUCGUGCAGCGCGGUGGGAGCUGAAGGGCAUUUUCUGCCCGCGAAGAAUUGUUCACAGAGCAGGUUUCUGGAGGAAAAAAUGGCCAGUGGUCGUUCACCGUGUUUCUACAUAGAAGAACUUAAUAAGUACCAACAAAAGAACAGUGUAGUACUUAAGUAUCAUCAACUGUCUAUGACAGGACCUCCACAUAACUUGAGGUUUACAUAUCAAGUUAUAAUAGAUGAUAAAGAAUUUCCAGAGGCUGAAGGUAAAUCAAAGAAGGAAGCCAAAAAUGCUGCAGCCAAAUUAGCUUUUGAAAUAAUUAGUAAAGAACAGAAGGCACCUAGUCCUUCAUCACAGCAGGCAACAAGUCCUCCAGAACGACCACCCAUUGAGAAUUACAUAGGUCGUGUUAAUACGAUUGCCCAGAAGAAAAAUCUAUCUGUAUUUUAUGAAGAAUGUGAAUCGAGGGGCCAUGGGCCUGAAAAAUUUUAUUAUAAAUGCAGAAUUGGACAGAAUGAAUAUGGGGUUGGUGCAGGUUACACCAAACAGGAGGCAAAACAAUUGGCUGCUAAACUGGCUUAUGAAGAGAUGCAUUCAAAAAACUUAACGAAAGCUGACCAGUCCUCUGGUUGUUUCAAUACUGUGUGUGGUGACGUCCAUAGCAGCUCUUCAGUGACAAGCGCAUCUGCUUCUGAAUCAUCAUCUGAAAAUGGCUUCUCAGCAAGUGAAAUGGAAAGAAAUGAUAACAGUGACAUAUUAAACGAUUCUUUCCAGUCUCCAGGGAACAGUUCCAUAAAUAAUCCCAGGAAGGUGAAGAGAGCUUUGGCACCUAGAUUUGACUCUCCUGUGAAGACGGAAGAAAACAUGUAUACUGUGGACUCCAGGUUUAACAGAGAUUUUACAGAAAUAACACCAAUUGGCUCCGGUGGAUUUGGCCAAGUUUUCAAAGCCAAACACAGAAUUGAUGAGAAGACUUAUGUUAUUAAAUGUGUUAAAUAUGAUAACGAGAAGGUAGAGCGUGAAGUGAAAGCUUUGGCAAAACUUGACCAUGUAAAUAUUGUGCACUACUGCAGCUGUUGGGAUGGGCUUGAUUAUGAUCCUGAAGAAAGCAUAAAUCCUUCAAGACCAAAGACUCGGUGCCUUUUCAUCCAAAUGGAAUACUGUGAUAAAGGGACAUUGCAGAAUUGGAUUGAUGGUAGAAGAGGCAAGGAAUCAGACAAAUGUUUGGCUUUGCAAUUCUUUAAACAAAUAACAGCAGGAGUGCAUUAUAUACAUUCAAAAAAGUUAAUUCAUAGAGACCUUAAGCCAAGUAAUAUAUUUUUAGGAGGUAUGAACCAAAUAAAGAUUGGAGACUUUGGACUUGUAACAUACCUGAAAAAUGAUGAAGGGCGAACAAGUAAAAAGGGAACCAGGCUAUACAUGAGCCCAGAACAGAUUUCUUCUGUGAAAGACUAUGGAAAUGAAGUGGACAUCUUUGCUUUGGGGCUAAUUCUUGCAGAACUUCUUCACAUAUGUCCCACUGUUUCGGAAACAGUGAAGGUCUUUGAGGAUCUGAGAGCUGGCAUCUUCCCAGAUGUAUUUGCCUACAGAGAAAAAAAUCUUCUACAGAAAUUACUCUCAGAUGAACCCGAGAAACGACCUAAUGCAUCGGCAAUACUGAAGACUCUGAAGGACUGGAGCAACAUGACAGAGCAAAGGAAGCGAAACACAUGUUAGGUGCUCUAAAAGUAUCCUGCUUCUGAUACUCCAGUUUCCUAUAUUCGUCUAAAAUCUGCUUGGGAGUAUUGAUGGUACUUAUCUUCUAGUUUCAUUGUUCCCUUAAUUUUUUGCCACAUGUGCAGAAAGGUUUGCAUUUUUUUUUUCUUGCUUCAAAAAUACUCUGACAUUCGACUUUCCCCUCACUCAUCUCUUUUAUUUAUGAAGAUGGGGAAGAAAAAUCUCUCAAAUUUUCUUUUUAAUGCCAAUUAGUGAAUCAGUAAAUUAAUGAAUGUUUAUUAAGUACCUACCGUUUCUAGGCCAAAAGAUAUAAGGUCUGUCUCUGUCUAAAAUAGCUAACAAUUCGGUUGGAGAAAUAUGGUAACCAUGAAAAGAUAAGUAUCGUCACUUUGAAAGCAAUUUGGUAUCAUCCAGCAAAGUUACAUGUAUACAGCCAUUCCUGAAAAGCCAUCAGUUCCAUUGCUACAUACAUGGGCACAAGCAUGUUCAUAGAAACCCCAUUUAUAAUAGGCAAAAGAACAGGAAACAAUGCUGAUGUGCACCAGAAGAAGAAUGGAUACACAAGUUGUGUUUUAUUCACACACUAGAAUACUAUGUAGCAGUGAAAAUGAAGGAAUGACAGCCAAAUGCACUAAUGUGCCGCAUCUCUUGGGAACAUAAUAUUAGGUGAACAAAGCAGAUUGCAGAAAACACAGUGUAAAGUUCAAGAACAUGCCAAGUGAAAUAAGUGUGUUUAGGUAUUCAGACAAAUGUGGUACAACAAUAAAGGGAAGGAAAGGAAUGAGAACCAUUACUAGAUGCUGAUCGUGAUUGGCUCUGAGGAGGGACUGGAGUGAUGUGACUGGAGGAAUGGACUUCAGAGGUAACAUAUAACUUUUUUUUUCUUACACUGGAUGUUGAGUCCACUAGUGUUUACUGCAUAAUUGUUCUAUUUCUCUUAAAUACAUUUUGUACCUAUUAUAACAGACACUUUAAAGAGAUGGUAAGACAGCAGCUGAGGACAGCAAACAGUCAGUCUGGAGGGGUGAGAUCACUCUGUGCUGAGGAACCAUAGCACAGGGCUUAGAAGUGACACUCCAUUGAGACUUCCAAGUAUGCGAAGGAUUGAGAUGAAUAGAGUGGAGACCAUAUGGGCAGUAUGGGCAAGGGGCAUGGCAUGCGUUCUGGAAAAGAUAAAUUCGAGGAACAUUGGGUAUACUAGUUUGUUUCCCUGAAUUGCUCUAGGGAAUGCUGGAAGAUGAUAUGAGCUGCAUCUUGGAAGCACCUGAGGGUCACUUGAAGCUUUAUAGCAACCAACUACCAUUCUAGAAUUGUCGUAUAAUUUUACAGUUUUUAAAGUGGGCCAAAUUUAGGCUUAGCAGAAAAUUCAUAGUAAUAGAUAAUACUUUUGUGAAGGCUUAUAGCAAUUUCUAAACAGUGUUACUAAAAGCAACGAAUAUGGUCCCAGUACAGUAUUUGAUUAAGGCAAGGUUCACCAAUGGAGACUAAAACUAUUGGUUGAAAAGGUGUUAGGAAACAGGAGCCUCCAAAGGAUUUAAAUAUAGUCCCACAGAUGAUAUUACAAAGGGGGAAAUGUAUCUUUAAAAUGGAAAGAUCUUGUCACCACAAUAACCAAGCAAUUAAAUUCAGGAUCACCGAAAGUGGGAGAACCUAACAUCAUGACCCUCCUGAUAUGAUGUAAGAAUUAUACACUAUCACCUACUUAGUUUUCUUGCCCAAAGUGUUUAACUGGAAUGUAAUCAUGAGGAAACGAUUAGACAAAUCCUGAAAGAAGCCUUUCGAUAUGAUAAUUAACUUGGGCUUCUCAAAAAGUCAGUGUCAUGAAAAAAAAAAAGUAGGGGAACUCUUCCAAAUACAAGACUAGAGAGGUAUAAUGACCAAAUGCAAUGACCAAAUGCAGUGCUUGAAUCUUGAUUGUAUACUGGAUAUUAAAAAAAAGAAAAGAAGAAAAACCCAGAAAAUAGCUAUGAAAGAUAUUUUUCAAGCAAUUGAGAACAUUUGAGUAUAGACUGCAUAUUAAAUGACACUGUAGAAUAAUUAUUAAUUUUCUUAGGUGUGAUAAUGAUAUUAUGCUCAUGCCGGAAAAUGUCGUAUUCUUAGGCAAUGCAUGGGGUGAAGUGGUGUGACAUUUGCAGCUUCCAAAUGUUCAGCAAAAAUCAGUGUGUGUGUAUAUAUACACACACACACAUAUAUAUAUGUAGAGAGAGAGGGAAGAAAUGUGGCAAAAUGUUAAUUGAAAAAUUGAUAAAUCUAGGUGGGGGAUAUGCAAGUGUUUCUUGUAUUAUUCUUGGAGCUUUUCUAUCAGUUUGAAAUUUUUCGGGGUGGAGAGAAAUCUAUAAAAGAAAACUAAUAUCUGGAUUUGAUGAAUAAAGCUAAAAUCAAAAGAAAAACCAAUGAAUGUGGUAAAUUAGUGUGAAUAUGGCCUUGUUUUUACCUUCUCUCAUUUUUAAAAUUUAAGUAUAGUUGAUUUGCUGUAUUAUAUUACUUUCUGGUGUAUGACAUAGUGAUUCAAUACUUUUGGUUUUUUUAUUUUAUUAUUUUUUUCUUUAGAUCUUUAUUGGAGUAUAAUUGCUUCACAAUGUCGUGCCAGUGUCCACUGUGCAACAAAGUGAAUCAGCUGUAUUUAUACAUAUAUCCCCUUCCUCUUGAGCCUCCCUCUCCCACUCCCAUCCCACCCCUCUAGGUCAUCACCAAUCAUAGAGUUGAUCUGUGCUAUGCAGCAGCUUCCCGCUGUGAUUCAAUGCUUUUAGAUAUCCUUCUUUCACUUCAAUAUUUCUACUACUAUGACGUAAAUAUAGCAUCCCUUGAAGCUUUUAUUUAUUUGGGUAUAUAUUUUCUCAGCCUCAAAACUAUAGUAAAUAAAAAGUAUCCUCUUAUCAGAGGAGGAGAUGGGCAAAGGCCAGGGACCUUAUUUGCUAAUUAAAACACAUACAUACAUGCAGAGAUUUUGAAGAGCUGUUGUGACCUAGUUGCUUCACUGGAAACAGAAUUUCUAGGAAAUUUUUAUUACUAAUCACACAUAUAUUAUUUAUUAAAGGUGCACAUAUUUAAUAUAAAUAUAUAUAUAUAAAACAUACUCAGAACAUAUAUAUUAUUUGUGUUAGGUAUAUUUAGUAUAAAUACACAUAUAAACAUAAGUGUGUAUGUAUGUGUGUGUUUGUGUGUAUGGCCAGCUAUAUAAUCUGUGGGACCCAGUGCAAAAUGAAAAUAUGAGGCCUUUGUUCAAAAAUUAACAUGGGGCCUCAUGCAACCACACAGGUUGCGUGUCCACGAAGUCAGACUUAUGUGUAUAUACACAUAUGAAUAUACACACAUGCACACAUAUGUAUGAAAUGUUUAGAAGUCUAAAAACAAGCUUUUCUGAGACUCCAUUAUCCAGUGUACCUACUUGAGAGAGAAACUCAUAGCAUCUAUUUCCCACUUGAGUGUUCAGCAUAACUUGUUCUUGGCAUGUUAACUUUUCAUUAUGAAUAUGGAAUAAUAUAAUAAUAAUAUUAAUAAUAUGAAUAAGUAUUAUUUAUAUUUAUUUUUCUAAGUUUUUAUGUUAAAACAUACACAAAAACAGAGACUAGAUAAAUGAAACUCUAUGUACCCAUUACCUAACUUCAACAGCUAUCAAUAUUCUGCCUUUCUUGUUCUAUUUACUUCUUCCUUUUAAAAAAAUAUCUUUUGCUGGAGGAUUUUAAAUUUCAGGCACUGUAUCAUUUCACUUGCAAUGAUACUUGUAAAUACUUAAAGAUGUAUUUGUAAUAGAUAAGAUCUUAAUGUUUUUUUUUUUGCUGCUUGUUAUUUAUAUUUGUUGAAUUUUUUUAAAUUUAUUUAUUUUUUGGGGGUACACCAAGUUCAAUCAUCUGUUUUUAUACAGAUCUUCUUAAUGUUAACCAAACCAUGAUAUCAUUAUCACUCAACAGAAUUCAUAAGAUUUCCUUAAUAAUAAUCAGCCUGUAUUGAGUUUUCCUAUCUCAAAAAUAUCUUUCUGCAAGUUGUUUAAAUCAGGAUCCAACACUGCAUUUAGUUGGUAUGUCUCUUUUACUCUGUAACAUUUAUCUCGUUCUUUUUAUUUUUUUUUAAUUUUUUUAAUUUUUUCAGCUGCACGUGGGCUUUCCCUGGUUGUGGCACAGGGGCUACUCUUCAUUGUGGUGCACGGGUUUCUCAUUGUGGUGGCUUCUUUUGUUGUGGAACACGGGCUCUAGGCGCACGGGCUUCAGUAGUUGUGGCAUUUGGGUUCAAUAGUUGGGGCUCACGGGCUGUAUAGAGCACAGGCUCAGUAGUUGUGGCACAUGGGUUUAGUUGCUCUGUGGCAUGUGGGAUCUUCCCGGGCCAGGGAUUGAACCUGUGUCCCCUACAUUGGCAGGAGGAUUCUCAACCACUGCGCCACCAUGAAGUCUCACCCUGUUUUUAAUGUCUUUCCUUUUGCCACUUAUUUGAGGAAGGAACCAGGUCAUGUAGCCUACAAUUUCCUUCAUUUAGGAUGUAGCUGUUGGUAUUCCCAUGGUGUCUAGUUAGAUCUAGAAACUUGAUUUGAUUCUAGUCUGAAAAUUUUUUCUAAGAAUCCUAAGUGAUGAUGUAUACCUUCUUUGGCAUCACUCCAGGAGAAGCAUGAUGUCUGGCUGUUCCGCUUUCAGGGAUUAUAAGUUUGAUCAGUGGUUUGUGGUGGUGUCAUCUACUACUAUCAAUUUUCCUUGUCAAUCUUGCACCUAAUGGUGUUAGCAGGCAUUGAUGACUAUCACCAGGAUCCAUUAUUUCAUUAGGGGUUGCAAAGUAGUGAUUUUCUGAUUCUAUCAAACCUUUUGUAUUUAUCAUCUGUGAUUCUUCUAUAAAGAACUUUCUCUAAAGCUGAAUGGAAAAGAUGGGAUAAAUAUAGUAAACUUUUAGAAUGAAGCGGCACCCCAGCAACCUCCAAAGGUGGUGAAGAGGUUUUUUGUUUUUUUUUUUUGGCAGGGGUGUGAUCUAGCCUAUACAUUGAAGGUGUUUAGACUGGGUUGGAGCAGGAAAAGACUACAUUUGAAAGGUCAGAAGUCUGAGAGGCUACGGGGGCCUGAACAGUGGGAGGGGACAAAACCAAGAGGAGCUGGCAACUAACUGGAUGUGAGGAUUUAGGGGAAAGUAAGCAUCAGAGAUUACCUCCAGGUUGGUUUGAUGGUGAGUGCCAGGAAUAUGAUGCCGUUAAAGAAGGUACAAGUCUGAAAUCAAAUUAAUGCCCUCAGAGAGCCACCCAUAUUGGAGAGUUGUUUUGUCUCACACUGUUAUCUAUUAUCCAGUUUCUAGUUAGAAUUUAAGCCAAUAGUGGGGCCACAGUUCAUGUGUCAGCAUGGUGAGGGGGAGCUCAUUUGAAGAUGCUGAGUUUGAAGUGCUGCCAUAGUAUUCAGGGCAGGGUGUAGAGAAGACUCUAGGACGUGCAGGAGAGGAACGUGAGGGAAAGGGUGAACUGGAAUCAUACACAGAAGAGAUGUGUAUGUUAUCUGGGAGUAAGCCCUGAUGCUUAACUUUGAAUCCAAGGGAUUGCCAAGGGAGACAUUACAUAGAGGAGAGGGCUCAGAAACAAAAGCAUGGCAGACACCUCCAUUUAGAUGUUUACUCUUUAUAUCUAAAUGUCAGCCCACUCCCUAAUGUCUGUGAUUCUACAUCUGUGACCGUGAGCUAUCCCAAUCGUGACAUUUCCUCACGAUGGUCACAGAUGCAGGGACUACAGUUGAUAGAUGUUCAGAGGCUCCACUAUUGGCUUACAUUCAGACUAAAAACCAUGUAAUGGGUAAAACUCUGAGGCAAAUCAAGUCUCUCUCAAAUAUGUGUGGCUCUUGAGGGGUCAGUUUGAUUGAGACCUGUUUCCUAGGGCUGCUGUAACCAAUGACCACAAAAUUGGUGGCUGAAAACAACACGAAUUUGUUUUCUUACAGUUCAGGAGGCCAGAAGUCUGCAAUGGGUUUCACUGGGCUCAAGUCAAAGUGCUGGCAGGGCCGUGCUCCUCUGGGGGCUCCCGUUCCACAUCCCAUGUUCAAUGUUACCUGAAUAAGCCGCAGCCACAUAGGUCUGCUCAGGGUCACCUGAAUAGGCUUUUGUGCCCAAUGGCUCUUGGCUACGGUUUCUACCUGAAAUUCCCUUCAACCUUUUUUUAAAUAACAGCUUUAUUCAGACAUAAUUCACAUACCGUAAAAUUCACCCCAUUUAAAGUAUACAGUUCAGUGGUGUUUAGUAUAUUCACAGUUGUGCAGCCAUCACCACAAUCAAUUUUAAAACCUUUUUGUCACCCCAGCCAUUCCUCAUCUUCCCCCAACUCUAGGCAACCACUAAUCGACUUUCUCUCUCCAUAGACUUGCCUAUUCUGGACAUUUCGUUUAAAUGGAAUCAUAUAGUAGGUGGUCUUUUUCACUUAGUAUGUUUUCAAGUUGCAUCUGUGGUAUAGCAUGGAUUCCUUUCUCUUCUACUGCCAAGUAACAUUCAAUUGUAUGGAUAAAUCACAUUUAAUGCACCUGUUCAUCGCCUGAUGUACAUUUGGGUUUUUACUUUCUGGUUAUUAUGAAUAAAAUUGCUGUGAAUAUUUGUGUAUGAGUUUUAUCUGAACAUGUGGGUAUAACUUAAGAGUGGAAAUGCUGGCUCAUAUUGUAACUCCUUCCUCAUAACUGCAUAUCAGGGUUAUAUGUUCAAAGCCCAAAUUCAGUGCUGCUACCACAGUGUUCUACCAUCUCCCACUCCAAAUGAAACUUCUUCCUAGUACUUCCAAUUGUUUAAUACUUCAGUAUUGUACUUACCACUUCUCCUGGGAGCUUAGUUAUUCCUGCAUGGGUGUUUCCCUCCUUGUAAAUUUCUGGAAAGCAGGGACAGGCUCUCUCAUUUUGAUUUGCCUCAAGGCAGCAAGUGUAUUACCCUGCAUUUAAGCAGGAACUCUUUAAGUGCUUCUGAAUUAGUAGGGAAUAAAUGUGUUAAGAAUUUCAUAUACUUGAUCCUACAAAAUGUGUCUAAUACUAAAUAAUAAUGUUCACUGUAAAUUUUCAACAAUUAAAUGUUGAUAAAUAACAAAGUACAGGUGGGUAUGUAAACCAAUUUAGUACAUUAAAGUCUAUUUUGAAUUUUAGAAGCUCCAGUAUUUUGGGUUUAGAACUAGGAAAAUGAAACAUUUUAGAAAUUCUACAUAGGACUCUGAAAAUAAAGUACAAUAUAAACAAAAGUAAAUGACGUUAAAAUUUACUGUUUCAAAUUUCGCAUAUGUUCUGAAGCAAAUUAAAAGAAUUCUUUCCAGUGUUUUGCUACCCUUGGUUUUCAUUAUCGUCCAGUUGUGAAGUUGUAAAAGACUUAAUAUGAAUAAAAAUACGUUUUUACUCAUACUGAAAACCUGUAGUUUUAAAUGUCGACAGUAAGAAUGGAGGGAUGUCUCCAACUCUCCAGGGAAGGCUGGGCUCUGGCCUCUGGCCUGGAAAUGCAGACCACAGCUGUGGUGGAUUCACGGGUUCCAUCAGGUUCUUCCUACAUUCUCAGCAUAUCUGUUCACAGACAUAUUCAAAAUAUUCUAGGCCACUGGGCAGGUGGCCCCAUAGUCAGUAAGAGGAGAAAAGGAAGCCAGUUUCUAACUCCAUUCUGUCUGAAACAAUCCACAUGGCUUUGGGUCUGUCUGAAUGAAUGUUGGUAUGUUGGCUGAAAUGACAGUAAAGCAUGUGACUAGAAUUACAAGAAGAUAUGCUCCUUUUUUAUGUUAAUGUUAUUUUUUAAAUGAAAAAAGUAAAUUUCAAACAGUAUUAUCCAACUAUAUAAGCUCUAAUAUUUUAUAUAUUUAUAUUCCUAAAAGUAAUUUAGUUUCUAGAUGAAGAACUGAGGCCCAGAAGUUAACUAGGUUUUCAAGCUCUGCUGCAUUUUAGAAUCAAGGGGAGUGAUGAACAGGCCACAGUGACCAAUUAUAUCAGAAUCUCUGGAAGUGGGACCUUUGUAUCAUUUUUUAAAGCUCCCCAAGUUAAACUUGAGAACAAGUGAAUUAGGUCACAUUAAGUCAGAGGCUAAUACAACUUGCACUAUUGAUUAUAUCUUAGUUUGGGCAAAUGUAGGUUACCUUCUGCUAUGUUCUCAGGUAUGCUGUUUAUCAUACAAGAAGAGGUUGAUCUCUUGCUCAAGGCUACUGAAAGGUGAGAUGUAAAACUGUACAGAUGAGGUCACAACUUGAUCCAAAGACUAGUCAUGCUCUAGUUUAACCUAGAGCACUAGUUCUCAUCCACAGGUGAUAAUCAGACUCAUUCUUAGAACCUUAAAAUAAAUAGAUAUCCAGAAACUAUUCUAGACUAGCUGAAUUAAGUCACUAAGGGUGGCACCUGAGCCUGUGAACUUUAAAGCAAGUUCAUGAUUUUGAUGUCCAACCUUAGAGCUCCCUAGAGGGUGCCACAUGGGUAUGUUUAGCUGUAUUUGGUUCACUCAUAGGGAAGCAGAAUUCACCUUAAGACAGAAAAAUAACUUUAAAAAUGACUUAGAGUUACCCAGCAAUGCAAUGGCCCAUUUUAAGGCACUGAGCUCUCUGUGGCUGGAGGAAUAAAGGCAGAGGUUGGAUUACUACCUGCUGGGAAUGUUGUCAAAAGGAUUAAGAAGCUGGAUCACCUGAUAUUUAAGGUUACUCCCAGUGAUUGUUUCUAUAGCCAAAAUGUGCGAUUGUUCACUUAUAAUGGAUAUGCACAGUGCCAUGAGAACUCACAAUUUUAUGGAAUAAUUAUUGUUUCUAAAACCAAUUAGAAUUAAGUACUAUUAAUGGAAUCUUGCCUCUGACAUUGCUCUUACUGAGGGAAAUACUUUUCCCCUCCUCCUCAUGCUUGCACGGAGGGAAGGGAACUUCUUCUUGCUCUUUGGAAGAGAGCAGUGUGGGAACAAGCUCUGUGAACCAGUAUUCAUUCCCUCUCAACAGAGAGGCGUCUCAUCUGAUGAGUGAUUUUGGGAAAAGGAACUGAGCGUGUGUGGCCCUGCCCCUAAGUGGUUGGUUCUCUCACCUUGAAAGCUAAUGGUCUCCAAAUGCAAAGAUGGGCUCUGUCUCUCCGAGGCAAGGUCUGCACUGUUCUCCAACCAGCAAGAUCUCGGAGGGAGCAUGACUGGAGAACAAGUCAACUAGCUCUUCAUUUUAUUGUUAAUAAAGCUGAUAUUUUGAUCUUUCUCUAACUACCAUGUCUUCUCUCUCAAUAUGUUCUAAAGUAAAGAAGGGAAUAAGAGUUACUGGCUGGUGUCCUUAAAUCCCAUAAACAUCACAGCACAGCCAUAAAUUGUAA
Hippopotamus amphibius kiboko is the source of this 11164-nucleotide messenger RNA. It is a transcript of the gene EIF2AK2, whose product is annotated as eukaryotic translation initiation factor 2 alpha kinase 2. The coding region runs from base 315 to 1934 and encodes 539 amino acids. Gene Ontology annotation, biological process: protein phosphorylation. NCBI's taxonomy places the organism in Eukaryota, Metazoa, Chordata, Mammalia, Artiodactyla, Hippopotamidae. Gene Ontology annotation, molecular function: protein kinase activity; ATP binding; double-stranded RNA binding. The record is from RefSeq and is a predicted model, not a curated record. The transcript has 16 exons.